UUUACCCUUACCAAACUACGUCUUCCCUUAACAUGAGCUUUACCGUCAUCAAUAAACGAGCCAUUACACGAUGCCAAUCGACAUCCACUUCGGUUUGAGAUGCAUUCCCUUGAACAUGAAAUGGUUCAACUUUUCCACUCACAUAUUUUUAUUGAUUGAGGAUCGCCAUCUGAUUCAUCGGCCUGUCUAUGGUUCCUUUAGAUGAAGUCCCUUCGAAGAGUGAAUAUCGGAGUUGUGCUCCACUUCUUGGGCCGACCCAACGGUUUCUGGCCGAUCGGGUACAGCCCAGCUAGUGUCGGGCUUUUCCGACCACCAUCACCACUUACCAAGCUGUCAUCGCCUUGUUCGUAAAAUGAUAUGAAGAAAGGAAAGGGACAUCAAGAUGUAAAGGGCAUCGAGAGCUCUGUCUGCAAUCACAUCAUCCGCCUACACUAUGUCGUCCUUUCCAGAGAACAAUCGAACAUGGCAAAUCCUUCAUGAAGCAGACAACGGCGGUUACGCCGUUGGGGCAUAUAACUGCUAUAACACCGAUAGUGUUAUGGCAGUGGUUCGGGCAGCAGAGAAUAAAAGGUCUCCCGCCAUUAUCCAGCUCUUUCCAUGGACGCUUCACUUCCAGGGCAAACAUUUCAUCAAAUUUGUGAUUGAAUAUACCCACAGCGCAUCUGUACCCAUAGCGGUACAUCUCGAUCACUGCAUCCAACCAGAAGACGUCGAUCUCGCACUGUCUCUUCCCGUGCCAUUUGAUUCCAUCAUGGUCGACGCAUCUACGCUCUCGCCCGAAGAAAACAUUCGGACAUGUAAGUCGUACGUGGAGCGUGCGACUGCGCUCGGGAUCUGCAUUGAAGCCGAGAUGGGCCGGAUGGAGGGCGGUGAAGAUGGCUUGCCGCAUGUUGACAUGAAAACCAUCCUGACGAAGCCUGAGGAGGCCGAGUCAUUCGUGCGGGAAACAGGUGUGCAUUUUCUGGCACCGAGCUUUGGCAACAUCCAUGGAGCGUAUGGACCUGGAGGCGCGGAGAAAGCUUGGGACCUGGAGAGACUGAGGAAAAUACACGCGGCGUUGCCUCACUUGCCACUGGCACUGCACGGCACGCAUCCAGUGUCAGAUGAGCUGUUCCUGGAGUCGAUCAAGUGUGGAAUGCGCAAAAUCAACCUGAAUCGCACAGUCAGAGAUGGCUACACACAGUUUAUAGCAGAGAAUGCUGGGAAAUUGGAACUCACUGUGUUGUCCAUGCGUGGAGUGGAGGUUUAUACUAAUGGUGUUGAGAGGAUGAUGGAUGUGCUAGGAUCUUCGGGAAAAGCAUGAUUAUCGAC
Molecule: messenger RNA, 1311 nt
Organism: Aaosphaeria arxii CBS 175.79
Lineage: Eukaryota; Fungi; Ascomycota; Dothideomycetes; Pleosporales
Product: aldolase
Exons: 2
Coding region: 434-1303 (289 amino acids)
Biological process (GO): carbohydrate metabolic process
Molecular function (GO): aldehyde-lyase activity; zinc ion binding
Source: RefSeq, a predicted model, not a curated record